AUGCGACUAACUUUCAUUAUUACAUUGCUGGGGGUUCUGGUGCCCCUGCAAGCCAAUCCCCAGUUGGGAGGAGGUGGUCUCCUCGGCACUGGUAUUGGAGGUUCUGGUGGCUUGCUCGGAACAGGCAUUGGAGCUACCACUGGCUUGCUCGGAACAGGUGUGCUAGGAACUGCAACUUCUACUGGAGUCCUUGGUACAGGUAUUGGAGCUACCACUGGCUUGCUCGGAACAGGUGUGCUAGGAACUGCAACUUCUACUGGAGUCCUUGGUACAGGCAUUGGAGCUACCACUGGCUUGCUCGGAACAGGUGUGCUAGGAACUGCAACUUCUACUGGAGUCCUUGGUACAGGUAUUGGAGCUACCACUGGCUUGCUCGGAACAGGUGUGCUAGGAACAGCAACUUCUACUGGAGUUCUUGGUACAGGUAUUGGAGCUACCACUGGCUUGCUCGGAACAGGUGUGCUAGGAACAGCAACUUCUACUGGAGUCCUUGGUACAGGCAUUGGAGCUACCACUGGCUUGCUCGGAACAGGUGUGCUAGGAACUGCAACUUCUACUGGAGUCCUUGGUACAGGUAUUGGAGCUACCACUGGCUUGCUCGGAACAGGUGUGCUAGGAACUGCAACUUCUACUGGAGUUCUUGGUACAGGUAUUGGAGCUACCACUGGCUUGCUCGGAACAGGUGUGCUAGGAACAGCAACUUCUACUGGAGUUCUUGGUACAGGUAUUGGAGCUACCACUGGAUUGCUCGGAACAGGCAUCCUUGCCGGAGGUUCCGGAACGACCACUGUUGCUCCUACAACAACCACCGUUGCUCCUACAACGACCACAGUUGCUCCUACAACCACUACCGUUGCUCCUACAACAACAGUUGCUCCUACAACCACUACCGUUGCUCCUACAACGACCACAAUAGCACCAACAACGACUACCGUUGCUCCAACAACUACUACAGUAGCACCAACAACAACUACCGUUGCUCCUACAACAACAACUCUUGCUCUAACAACCGCUGUUGCUCCUACAACAAUCACUGUAGCGCCGACAACUGCGGCUCCAACGACCGUUACUUCUGCACCCACAGGCACGGUGACGUUUAACAUCAAUGGAAGUAUAAUAACCGUCUCAGCUGCAGAUCAAGCGACGAUUAAUGCCAUUAAUAGUGCUUUAGCUGUAACUACAACUACCGUUGCCAUGACAACGACAACAACCGCUGCUCCUGCAUCGUUAUCAACUGUUUCAUUCAACAUUGGUGGAUCAAUUGUUACUGUAAAUGCCGCCGAUACUGCUACAAUUGCAGCGAUUAUUCAAACCCUCAGUGGUACUUCUACUACAACCGUUGCUGCAACAACGACGACAUCGACCACAACUACGACUACUGCAGUGCCAACAACGACGACAACUGUCGCGCCAACAACUUCGACCAUUCCCUCCUCUGCUGCCGCAACGACGAAGACUACAACUGCUUCUCCUGUAACAACAACGGUUGCAUCUGGUACUACGACCACGUAUUCAAUCAUCAUCAAUAUCAACGGACAAUUCAUUCUGAUAACCGCUUCCAACCAAAGUAUGUUGCAAAUAAUGCAGCAAGUUAUGCAGCAAAUAUCGGCUUCGACGACCACAACUGCUGCACCAACCAAUGCUCCAGUGAUUGUAGUCCAGCCUCCAACUUCCGCUCCUGUCACAAAUAUCGGUAAUAACCGGGGCGGUGGAUGCAGAGCAAGAAACGGACACCACUCUGGUGAGCACCACAGGUUCGGAGGUGGUAUCGGACUAGGGGUUGGUUUCCGAGGACCUCUUGGUGGUGGUUUUCAAGCAGGGCUGGGAGCUGGAAUUGGACGCGGUGCGGGCAUUGGAGCUGGUAUUCGCGUACAAGGACCACUAGGUGGUAGUAUUCAGGCUGGAAUUGGAGCUGGUAUAGGAGGUGCUCAUCGCCUCAUGGGUGGUGGAGUAGGUUUAGGUGCUGGAUUGCGCGUGCAGGGCCCGCUAGGAGGUGGUAUUCAGGCCGGCAUUGGUGCUGGUGUUCUCGUUGGAGGUCACCGACACGGUUGA
This is a messenger RNA of Anopheles coustani, 2052 nucleotides long. Its product is annotated as mucin-2-like. The record is from RefSeq and is a predicted model, not a curated record. NCBI's taxonomy places the organism in Eukaryota, Metazoa, Arthropoda, Insecta, Diptera, Culicidae. The transcript has 4 exons. The coding region runs from base 1 to 2052 and encodes 683 amino acids.